AUGUCCGAGUCAACGCCUCGCAAGCGCUCGCGGUUAGCCUGCACUUUAUGCCAGUCCCGGAAGCGCAAAUGUUCGGGUGGCCAACCCUGUAGCACUUGCGCCCAAACAGGGGCGGAAUGUCACUACAGCGCGCGCAGGAAACGCCCCAGGUCCCAUAGUCUGUACCGAGCGAGCCUGUCGCUCGAUGAACGAUCUACAGAUGGCUGGUCUAACACAGUUCCAAAUCCUGGUCAUGCCACAGGCAGCGCCGUGAUACAAGCUUCACCCCACCAUGUCGGCGGUCCAGAAGAGGCUACGCAACCCCUGCAAGCCAAUUCUGGCGCCGCAUUUGUUCGCAAACUCGGGUUGAGGAUUGACCCAGCGCAUGCACCGCGAUUGCAAUUAUUUGCAUGGAAUGUUGGUGAAAGGCGCUUGUCAUCAGCAAUCCCGCCAGUUCCUAUCAUGGCGCCGAUCACUAUCACCAAAAUUAUCUCGCAGGAAGAGAUGCGGCGGUUGGCAGCGAUUUACUUCGAGAAGGUCGAUCCAUGUUAUGCAUUUCUGGACCGUAAGCUGGUCUUCGCUCGGAUAGUGAGUCGCUGGGAAAAUUCGUCAUCUCCCGACUCUGCAGAAAACUCCUAUGAUGCCGUGUUAUGCGGUAUCGCUGCCUUUGGGUAUCUGUUUUCGAGGCGCGAGAUCAUAGCGUCGGAACUGCAGUUAGUUGAAACUGCGCGAACUCUCUUGGAUAAGAGUGUGCUCGCAGCGGAAAUACCAUCGGUCGACAUGGUGACGGGCUGGGUGUUGCGAGCUGCGUAUUUACGCAUGACAGCAUCACCGCAUGCUGCAUGGAUGGCCAGCUGCACGCUGAUGCAUCUAAUCGAAGCCGCAGGAUUGCACCUUGAAAUAUCCGACCCAGAAUCAGCAACCCUACUCACAGCUUCACCAUCCGACACACGCGAUAGCCAAGCUGGGACCGAUACGGGGUCCCAGACCACCAGCGACCUCGAAAUCCGACGACGACUCUUCGGAAUGGCGCGCCACCUCAACACGUGGAUAUCUUUUGAUCUUGGUCGCUCCCGUGUAAUACUGCACGGCGCUACGGCCCUCUCAUCUUCAAACAUGCCCUCAUCCCGCAAUCCACCCUACCAAGCACCAUCUCGAGCCGCAGGCGGCGAUCUCUUCCACCUCCUCCCACUCUCUGAGAGCCUUGACCCUACUGGUCCUUCACCACAGGACCUCCCCGAACUUGAAAUAGCCCUCACCUCCGUCCUAGAUUUACAUUACUCCGAACCUUCCCUCAUCCUUGUCCAAUGCAACCUAAUGCUGUGCAUUUACCGUCGACUCCGGGCUCUAAACCAGCAGGGCCCACUAUCCUCCAAUCUUCUUGACCGCGUUCUGACACUAGCUAGCCGCGGGCUUCGUGCCGCAAGAGGGAUGGUCGCUUCCACUUGUCCCUGGCAUCAAGUCGCGAACGUCCCUUUCCAGGUCGUCUGCUCGCUUCUGGCAAUUGACAACCAGGCUGCACUGGCGUUGCUCGCACAAGCCAUGCGGACACUGCGUGAAGUCUACACUGCAUAUGAUACACCCUCUAUGCGUGAGGCGUAUUCAACGGCAUACUUGCUGAUUGCAUUGCAUCAGCGGCGGAAGGAGGAUGAUACACGAACUCUUGCCGGGGUGUUGCGGGUGAAUGCUGCUGCCGCGGCGCCGGCGCCUACUCCAGAUUUGGAGAAAAGUGAGAAUGAACGGGCUGCAUCGGUCGACCAGGCUGGAGAUCAGAGUCAGGUGCACGCUGGGACUGAGCCGCAGGUUUCAGAUGCAGAGUUCUCGUGGUUAGGAGAUUUGAUGAUCGAUAUGCCUAGCCUGCAGAACUUUGAUCUGGAGACGUUUCUUAUGACUGAUGUCCCAUGGCCUUUGCCUGAGAUGGGAAUCUAA
Penicillium bovifimosum is the source of this 1908-nucleotide messenger RNA. RefSeq names its product putative C6 transcription factor. The transcript has a single exon. Gene Ontology annotation, molecular function: DNA-binding transcription factor activity, RNA polymerase II-specific; DNA binding; zinc ion binding. NCBI's taxonomy places the organism in Eukaryota, Fungi, Ascomycota, Eurotiomycetes, Eurotiales, Aspergillaceae. The coding region runs from base 1 to 1908 and encodes 635 amino acids. Gene Ontology annotation, biological process: response to xenobiotic stimulus; regulation of DNA-templated transcription; DNA-templated transcription. The record is from RefSeq and is a predicted model, not a curated record.